UGUAAGUAUCCAACAUACAGUGUACUAAAUUUAAUUAUAAGAAUGCACAUUUUUACAAGGAUGUGGCAACACAAUGACGUUGACUUUUCCUGUGACUGCAGUACUUGAAAGGAGCAAACCUUUGUAUGCACAAGCCACAGAAAUUCAACAGCUGUAUAACCAAAGAGUUUGCAUUUACUUAUGGGGAAAUACGUCUCUUGCACUCUGACAAUACUUUAAAACGUAUUUUAAACAUUCCAUAGUUUUGUAUAAUUAAAUCUUUUCAGGUAAAUUUGUGAAUGGGAUUAUUGGAUUUUCACUCAGCCUGUUAAAACCCUUUGCCAUACUUUUGGACAAAGUCUUGCUUUUAAUCACCUGGAAAAUAAUUUUAAAGAAUAAUUUUAGUUAUAUCUGAGUAACACAUUAAUGAAUAUCUUUUAAUACAACAAGAUCUUUAAGGAUCAUGUGUAAUGAAAGAAAUUAUCUUGAAAAAGAUCUUGAGGGUUGGUAAAACAAUCUCUUUCUAGUUUUGUACUGAACAGGCUUUGUCAGCUGACUUGAAAGAGACAGGCACCAGAGAACAAAAUGUGAAAUCGAAGAGGCCUUCUUCCCCUCUACCUCUCUAAAAGUUGGAGCUAAAUUUUUAUUUUCAGUUUCCAGGAAACAAAAAAAAAAUUCUCCCCAGAAAUUGUCUGUCAUACUAUCUUUCAAUUUUGCUACAAAACCAGUCUUGAUAUUCCAAAAAAUCUUAUCUUAUGUAAAAGACAACAAAUAUUUUGGGGUGAAGAAGUCUCCACGAUGUGUGUUGUGUUAUGUUAAAGCUUGUUUUAGUGUGACACUGAUAAAAAUUUAAAUGUCUCACAACUUCUUCUUCACAGGUUAGAAUAAAAAAAAAAUCACCUCACACAGUUGUCUUGUUUUUGAAAAUAAUGAAUUUUGUUAUGGCUAGUUGAUGCUACAGUUCAUGAAAGACUAUGGUUUUGCUGGUUGAUUGUGGCUUCAUUUCAAGAUAUUUAUUUAGCUGUUUUCUUGUUAUUUUCAAUGAUUAUCGAAUGAAAAGAGAAAAGCUGCAACUUCCCCUGGUAAAUAUAUUGAUUUUUGAGGUAGCAGGCAAAUAGCUCUGAAAUUGAAGCUGGAGAAACAGAUGCUCAGUUUGUGAAACACAGGACCUCUCAGUAUUAAGAGCUGUUGCUGAAUAGGUUGGACAAAUGGCGUUUUUUAGAAACCUUCACCAAAAUCUGAGCCUUCCCUCUGUGUCUUCCCUGGUGGACACGCUCAGCAGUGCUGUGGAUGACCUGGCCAGUGUUGUUGGCGAGGUUGGCUACUCUGUGGCUGACUCAGUGACAGAGCAAGUAACGAGCAUGAUCAAUGGCCUGCGGGCAGAAGAUGAGAGCUCCAAAACACAGAGUGAUAAACCUGUGGAAGGCAGAGAGGAGCACACACCAUCAUUAGCUCAUUCUCAGGAAAUGAAUAUGAAAACAAAGAGAGGUGCUGCAGAACAUAAAGAGACUCACAAUUCUGAUUCGUUAGAUUUUGUAAAAAAAGGUACAAGUGAAGCUGGAGUAUCUGACCAUGUCUUGAACAAAAACCAGUUGAGAGGCACAGAUCAUAAUAAUCCUCUCAGUGAUACAGAAGUACCUCAGGAUUUGAAGAUUGUAGGAGGACCUUUUAAAAGGGAAGUGGUAGGGGGAAAUGAAUGUUUUGUAAAUGAUAAGUUCUUAAAGGAUAGUAACCUGAAAAAUAAAAAAAUUACAGUGGAGCAAUCCAUUGAGGAGCAAGAUAAUUGUCUAUAUGCAGUAUCAGGUAAUUUGAAGAAUCAUGAGCAUAAAAAAAUCAAACCACAGUCACCUGGAGUUGAUUUUAAAGAUUCUGAUAAAGUGCACAGUAUGAAUGUUCCCCAAGACUUGGAAACAAAACAGAAGGAGAAAUUAUCAGACUCCAGCAUGAAGAAGAUGCACAAUGACCAUCCCAAUUGCCUUAAUGAAAUCAAAGAAAAGAAAUCUGAAGCCUUCUUAGAGAGAAAAAGGAGACCCAUCUCAAAAGAUGAAGACAGUGUGUCAGCUGCAAUUGCAAAUGAAGGUAAAAGAAAAAAUUCAAAGAAAUUAGAAAGAGAGCUAUGUAAUAAGAAGACAGCAGGAAAAGGUGAGGAGUCUGUCAGCAAACUGCAUUCUUCAGCCUUUCCUGAAACUUAUGAUAUUUCCUACUUUUUUCACCUAAUUUACACAUUUAAUAAUAGGGUUUCCUGUGAGUGAAAGUAGGUUUGUUUCAGUGCUUCAUUUUCUAAUUAUGUUGAUAUUUCUUGGAAGUUAAUUACUUUCCAAAGUAUUACUUAAAGGAACUGAUUAAUAAAUGCCUUUUCUAUGUUCUAACUUUAUUCUUUCUCUAUACAGUUUUUCUUGCCUUCUAAGCCUUGUGUGGUUUCUGCUGAAAACUAUGAAUUAAUUAAUACUGGAAAUGAAUACUUGUUCUGUGAAAAUGAUUUUUUAAUUUUCUUUUUAAAGCAAUGCAUAAGAUGUGCUAUGAUGAUAAAAAUAACUUCUUUUGCAUUUACAUUACAGUAGAUCUUCAGAAUAUUUCUGGGAUACUUGAGAUAGUGAUUUCAAGACACAAUGAGAAAUGAGAAACUCAAUAAGAAAUGGCAAUUAAGUCAUUUUAAGUAUAGAAAGAAGUGAAUGAGGCUUGUCUUAAAGUUGAAGUCUUAAAAGAAAACCUGUGUUGUUGUUAUGGAUGCUUUGUGUGCUGUCUUCAACAUCCAAUCUUAGUGUGAUAAGGGAAUUGCAAUAAUAAUUUGUAAGAAGUAAAACCUUGCAAUUUUACAUACUUUUACAGGCUGCACAGU
Sturnus vulgaris (Common starling) is the source of this 2818-nucleotide messenger RNA. The record is from RefSeq and is a predicted model, not a curated record. Lineage: Eukaryota; Metazoa; Chordata; Aves; Passeriformes; Sturnidae.